This is a messenger RNA of Kwoniella botswanensis, 942 nucleotides long. RefSeq lists its product as uncharacterized. Lineage: Eukaryota; Fungi; Basidiomycota; Tremellomycetes; Tremellales; Cryptococcaceae. The record is from RefSeq and is a predicted model, not a curated record. Bases 1 to 942 code for a protein of 313 amino acids. The transcript has a single exon.
AUGAGCUCUGUGACCUCCUCUAUCGACUGGUCUUCUACACCAGCAGACACACCCCAAACGGGUCAUACUCCCAUUCCUACCUCUUUAACGCACAAUUCCAUGUCGUUGGUAUAUGCCAAUACUCUUGUUCGAUAUGGAUGUCCUCACCCGACACAUCGUUGGGAUCCUCUCCGUACGAGGGUAUCCUGCGUUUCAUCUGGGACAAGAGUCCUCAAACUCAAUCUGAAAAAUGGUUUUAGUAAUAUCCUAGGAACCGCCUGCGGUAUCUCUUCAAUCAGAUAUGGCUAUUCCCUAAGGAAUUAUGGUGGGAUGGGCGAUUCUGGUACGACGAAUUUGACUCAUCCAUGUACAGUUCUGACUGGAAGAUCAGGUGAUAUUGCGGGUCAAGAGAUUCCAAAUGGUUUCAGACAGAUGUGUAUGGAUAUAGUCUCUGUUGGGUCCGGGAUGAUCAAUCUCCGGGGGGAUUUUGAAAAAGAUCAAUUUCAUGGAUUAGAAACACUUAAUCUGAAUAGGAAUGAGACGAAAGACGAAUUGCAGAUGACUUUGGAUUGGUGGAAUUAUUACACUACUUAUCUCUCUGCAGAGAGAGAUGGGAUCGAUUUGGGACCUUCAAUGUUCCCUCCGCGAUGCGAUUUGACUGGGCGAAGAACGGGACUGUCAAGCGAGGAUAAUGUACCUGUCAUUGAAAGUCAACAGGGAUCAAGUGAUUAUAAACCGAUUUUCCCCAAAGUGGUUGGCUCUGAUGGAAAGAUAGGCUACGACUGGGCAUCUAUGGUGGAAUUAUUCAAUCCGGAUGCGGAUGAUCAAGUGCAAAGGCAAGUGCAGACUAGACCUUCGUCAACUUUCACUUGUUCAGUAAGGGAUGACGAACCACUUCCGGGUAACGAGAAUAACCAAAGACCUGUUUCACUGCCUCAGACUCCUGUCACGAAUUGUAUGUGA